ACAACAAAACCGCUCAUCUCCUGCACGAAGCCGCAAAAAUGGUGAAGCCAAUCACCGGCAUGCUCCGAAGGGGCCUAGUCCUCGAUCUCUCCGUUGCUUUCGGUCUCGGUACCUCAUUUGGAUACUUAUGGUGGUACGGCUUCCACGUCCCAUCGGUCCGCAGGAGAGAUGUUUUUUACGCCAAGCUGGAGGAUCAGAGAGCCAAUGCAUUCAGCCAGCAAUAGAGCAUUGUGAUGGAGAGGGAUAUUUGAGGCGAAAGAAGGGAAUGGAAUGGAAUGGCACUGCGAUCAUGGAAAAGCAUGCGACAAACAACACCGCCCACGAACGCCAGACUUGCGGCAGCGGUUGUACAUAUCCCACCAUUGGAGCAGGAAUGGAAGUGAUUGCGAAAGUCAUAUGUUGGAUCUCAUAUUUUCUUUUUCCAUGGAAUCCGCCUUCAUCCUCGCAGACGAGUACUAAUGUUCACUCCGG
Sphaerulina musiva SO2202 is the source of this 471-nucleotide messenger RNA. RefSeq names its product cytochrome-c oxidase, subunit VIIa. Lineage: Eukaryota; Fungi; Ascomycota; Dothideomycetes; Mycosphaerellales; Mycosphaerellaceae. The record is from RefSeq and is a predicted model, not a curated record. Gene Ontology annotation, biological process: mitochondrial electron transport, cytochrome c to oxygen. The transcript has 4 exons. Bases 39 to 224 code for a protein of 61 amino acids.